Messenger RNA from Colletotrichum orchidophilum, 498 nucleotides. RefSeq lists its product as uncharacterized. The coding region runs from base 1 to 498 and encodes 165 amino acids. The transcript has a single exon. Gene Ontology annotation, biological process: mitochondrial respiratory chain complex II assembly. The record is from RefSeq and is a predicted model, not a curated record. Gene Ontology annotation, cellular component: mitochondrion. Lineage: Eukaryota; Fungi; Ascomycota; Sordariomycetes; Glomerellales; Glomerellaceae.
AUGUCUCGCAUCCUCCGCCUCCGCCCCCUCCUAAACCUCACCAAGACCCCUUCAACCCGCCUCUCCUCCACCUCAGCCUUCUCCCGAGGCCCCGCGCCCCCCCGCCUUCCAGCAGACCAACAAGCCGAGUUCGAGCGCCUCCAACGCCAGGCCUCCGUCUCCAGCGCCUUCCAACACCUCGUCGAAGAACAGUCUGAACCGCCCGCCGACUCCUCCUCCUCCUCCGCCUCCGCCGCCGCCGCCGCCGCCACCUCAGACACCAACACGACCGCAGCCGCAACCGAAGCCACAGCAACAGCAACGGCUACCCCCACCACACCCACAAUCGCAGCGACCGACGAAGACACAAUGCACCCAAACUACGUCCGCGGCGCCCCCGCAGAGUUCGAGGGCGAUGUGAACCCGCGCACCGGCGAGGUCGGCGGGCCCAAGAGGGAGCCGCUGCGCUGGGGGUCCGGCGGGGAUUGGAGCUACAACGGUCGCGUGACGGACUUUUAA